Messenger RNA from Lytechinus variegatus (green sea urchin), 8156 nucleotides. RefSeq lists its product as uncharacterized. Gene Ontology annotation, molecular function: ATP hydrolysis activity; nucleic acid binding. Lineage: Eukaryota; Metazoa; Echinodermata; Echinoidea; Temnopleuroida; Toxopneustidae. The record is from RefSeq and is a predicted model, not a curated record. Bases 372 to 5360 code for a protein of 1662 amino acids. The transcript is spliced from 11 exons.
UGAUCAUGCAGCUAACAGUCAUAAAUACAACACGGUAUGUUCAACUUCGAACUUUAAUUUAAGCUUUUGGUAGCGAAGAAGAUUUUCAAACACAACCAGCAGCUGUACCAUCAGUUAGUACUACAAGGCUGGAGUAAAGUCAGCGAAGAUAAAGUUGAUUAGAACCAGCCAAUCACAGGAACCAGGCUGCCAAAAAAAGUUUGAGCAGACAAAUGAAUCAAGAUCGACAUAGAAAACACAGUGUUCAUGAUGGAUUGGCACUGCAAUUACCGGAUGAAGUCAAAUAAUGGAAAGGCAAACAGGAAUCUACAUGGUACAUCCAGUGCUUUGAAGCUGUAGCUGUUGAGACAUAGAUCUAGGUGUCAUUUACAAUGGAUGGGUACCAAAAUACCCAAGACAAUCUACCUAACCAUAUUCAUUUUAUCAUUAGUGGUCUUGAUAUCAUCAUUAAGGACUUGAAAAAAACACCUGAAGAAAGGAAGGCAUUGAGUAAGCUAGUCGAGGUGAUAGAGAACACCUGCUGCCAAGGAACAAAUAUUGUGUGCUUGGGUCCUAAUGAUGCAAAACCAUUAGAGAAACACGCAAACUUGAAAAGAUUCCUCCACAAAUUUGAGUCUCUUUUUACGGUCACUUUUACAAAGACUGAACUAAAAUCAGACAGAACCAGAACUGCUAAGGAGGUUGUUGAUGAUUUCUUUUAUUCAGCAAUUGUUGAUGUAGCUUUGCUUGUGUGUGGAGGUAUCAAUGAUGGACGUGAGCUCCAUUCUAAGAUCAACACUUUAGACAACCCUGUUUUUGUCACUCUGGGUCACAACUUUGAAGAAUUCAUGGCUUCUCUUCGCAGCCAGAAAGAUGUUUUUAACAUAACAGGGAACUGUGUUUCCUUGAAAGAAGAUGAUGCUCUGCAUAGUGAUGUGGAACAUUCAUCAAUGGAACCAGCCUCUGAAUGUAUCCAUUCUGAAACUGAGAAACAUGACAUUGGUUUGAGUAAAACAGCCCCUACAACGAGUGUGAACCCUUCAUCAGGAUAUGAAGAUCAGCUUAGUGCAGAAAACCUUGUUGAUUCUGAAGUUCUGGGUGCUACUGCAUCACCUUUGGACAUCACUGAGAAUGUAUCCUCACCUCCAGCUGGUUGCAAUUCGCCAGCGAUCAAUGAUAGACAUUCAUCAACUCAGGAACAGGCAUCUUACACACAGUCAUCAGUAGAUAAAGAGGUUGGUGGUUCCUGGACUUGGGAGACUAGACUGGCAAACAGAGUAUAUGAACAUCAGCUUCCUAGAGUAUCAGCACUAGAAGGUGUGACGUCCCAGAGAAUUGAACCAACACAUUGCCUAGUGACAAUUGUAAAGGAGUGUGGUUUCUUUGACAAGCUCUUGAUGAGGAAACUCUCGGCUUACAUGGAACCAAUCAUUGGCAUCUCUAGCUCAAAUGGCUGGCUUCUGGUCCACUUCUGGGAAGGAGAAACCUAUGCCAUUGACGUGGGUGCACUCUCAAAUAGGUCUGAUCGGGUCAUACCUUCUGAAACGAAGAUAGCUGGUGGGACACCAGAUAAUAUUCACAAGUGGGCCAUAAUUAACUCUGUUGGUCAGUUUCUGAAUGAUGACUCAAUUCUAAAGGUUGUGUAUGAUGCUGAAUUGUUGUCUCAUGAGCUUGGAAAGAAUGCUGGUUUGAAGAUUGUUCGAGUCUUUGACGUCUUGAAAGCAGAUCGUAUUAUACGUAGGCACAGGCACCUAGUUCCUCUAGUAGAACUGUUGCAUAUCUAUGGAGUGGCACCAGCCAGCAGUGUAGAAAUAGCAGUUGGCUCUGAGGAAGCACCACUUCCCAAAGACCCUUUAGAUUACUGUGGAAAAUCACAGAGACUAGCUAUCACAGACUUGAGAGAAACUGCCCGGGUUUCAUCUAAAAUCAUCCCUUUUCUGUACCAAACAAUGUUAAGUAUAAUGUCUGCUCCCAUGCUGGAAACUUUGAACAACUGUUCCAAUGCUUCUGAACAGAGUCUGCAGCAGUCAGACUGGUGGUAUGACCUAGGAAGAGAAGACAUGGUCACUGGUCCUGACAAGGAACCAACUCACGUUUCUUCAUAUGCGACUGGUCUUGAAGGCUUGGUUCAAACAGGAAGUGAAUCCAUGCGUCCAGCUCCUCAUCUAGGAAAUGGCAAAAAACAACACGAGGAACUUGGAGAGUGUAAAGAAAUUUUGAGUAAGAAUGGCAAAAGAAGAAAGAGAAAGAAGGAAAGGAAAAAGGAAAGAGAAUCUUUGGCCCAAUUACAAAGUAACACAAUUUCAGCUUCUGUAAAAUUGCAAAGUUAUAAAAUUUCAGAUGCUGUUACCCAAGGAGGCACCAGUAAGGAAAAACAAAAUAAGAUGCAGAGCGAUCUUAAGUCAAAGAAAAAAGAUAAAUUAGGGGAGAAAGUUAAGAAUGUUGUCAAUGCAAAGGAAAAGCCACAAGCCAAAGGAGAUAUUGGAGCAUCUUGUCUAACAUAUACCAAAGGGCAACUCAAACAGACUCAUUCUAAAGAAAAAGAAAAGGACCAUGUGGCACAACCAGAUGUGUCAAAGAAUAUAAAAAGAAAGAGCAAUAGUGCACCCAAGGCCAUGGACGAAGCUAUUUCCACCAAACACCUAGUUACUGCAAAAAGUUCUACCAAAGACAAGCAAAAGAAAAUGCAUGAGCCAAAGAAGGAGAAUGGUAUGAUUGCAAAGAAAAGUAGGGUAACUUCAGAGAAGAAUUCUGUUCAGUCUCCAAAACAGAACAUUUCAUCUAACAGUCAUCACAGUCCUGGUGCCAGCAUUAAGACUGGUCAAAAGCAGAUGCCACCAUCAAAAGGGCAUGGUGAGAUAAAGGCAGGAAAAGCAAAUGAAAAGGGAAAAUCUGACCUCACAAAUAUGAGAGAUCAAGGAAGUUCAUCUAAACAUUCUCACUCUCCAAAUGAGAAUGUCAACAAAGAAACAAGGCAGUCAUCAUCUAAGAAUGAUGUGAAGAAAAACCUGAUCGUAAAAGACGAUGUGGAAACCAAGUCAAAGAAGAAGAAAAAUACUUCUAAAAAGCUUUCCAACAAGCCAGCUACUGAAAUUGUUAAGGUACAUAUGAUAUCUGAUAUUACUCAGCAACAGCCAGUCCUGCCUACAGACUGUCAUGCUGUAAAGGAGGACUCCGGUGUCAGCUCUGCUCUUAGUUUCACAGAACUAGACCUGAUGUAUUUCAAAGAAGAUGAUCAUUCUUUGAGAAAUCCAACCACUGAAUCUCAAGAUUAUCUUAAUCACAUUCAGGACCCUCCACAAGGUCAUAAGAUGCAGCAAAUUUGUCAAGAUAUGGUAGAUGCGGAUGCUGAUUUCAUAACUAUUUCAUAUCCAUCGCAUACAUUUCAGCAAAGCAGUCAGCAGAAGAAGAAUAUGCCAAGAGGUGAUUUUGAGGAAAGUCUUCAGAGUGAGCAGUACUGGAAAAGUGAUGUGAAAACUGACAGGAAUGAUGAAAAUGUCAAUCAGGAGAUCGCAAAUCAUUCUGGUGAUAAGCAGUCACACAAACUAUCGCCAAUGCAAAAACUAAUGCUCCACCAGCAUGCAUUGCCAGACCAGCAGCAGCAAGAUGAGCCAAUAGGAGACCAACUUAUUUAUUGCGAUGCGCCGAACAUAGGGGUGCCAAAUGAAAAUCAGAAUGCAGACACCUCAAAUGAAGCUGAUGAAGCUACACAAAUGCAGCAACAUUACAAUCAAGUACAACCACAAGAACAGCCACAAAAUACUCUUUUGGAGCAUCAACAGAUUUCAAAUUUGCAGCUGCAUGUGAAUUACCCACAGCACCUGCAAACUUCACAUGUGCAGCAUCAACCAUUGCAUGUGCAUCAACAACCACAACUACCAUCAGAGCGUACUCUUGUUAGGAACAUCCAUCCUUGCGUGAAUGUAGCAGGAAGUCAUUACAAUCCUGUGAAAGCUGUAGGGCUAAGUUGGUGCAACCCUAGCAAUCCAAUGAAUACAGGAAUGAUGGCUAACACAACUCUACAAACAAGCUCUCAGAUGCCACUGGGUGUCUUGCUACAAGGUCCAGCUCUCCCUUUACAACAAGGGUUUCCUCUCAUGCAGUGGGAGCAACACGGAAAAAGAAAGGUCAAGGCUUCUCCAGAAACCAAGCUAUCUACCACUCCACAAUGGAUGAAGCCAAUGGUUUUGCAGUUUGAGGAGGGCAACAACCCAUUCUUUGUUCAUCCGCUCAGUGAGCAAGCUGCUAUACCAAUCAAUCCAUGCCACCUUACCGAUGAUCAAGAUGAAGAAUUUGAUGAACUUUUUGGAUCGGAUGUGAUGAAGUUUGUUGAAGCUUUCCCUGAAAACAUUCGACUGGCUCUACACCAACUCCAAGAAAACCCAAAUUAUUCCUUCAUUCAGUUGGCAGAGGUCAUCUUGGAUGUUGGCAGGAAACCCAAAGCACGGUACCUGAAGUCUGGAUUUGGGUCUAAAAUGAUUGAAAAAGUUUUGGAUCAUGAUGAGUUAACCAAACAGGAAUUGAAGACUAUCUUAGAAGGAGAGAGCUUUGUCAAGAUAUCCAAAACUCAGGUUACUAUCAGAGAUACCCUUCAUAGACUCGGUCUACUUGCAAAUCGACAAGGAGAGGUCAUCGGCAUAACAGCUAAGGUUGAACACCCCCUUCCAGGAUGCCUCAGUCCAUUAUAUGAUGUAUUCAACAAGGGCAAGUCCAUUCUGGUUCUUGGGCCUACAGGGGUGGGCAAGACAACUCUGCUGAGGGAAGCAGCAAGAGUGUUAAGUGAUGUGGAAAAGGAAAAUGUUAUGAUCAUUGACACAUUAUCAGAGAUAGCUGGAGAAGGGGACAUUCCACACCAAUCUGUUGGAACUGCUCGCAGGUUACAGGUUAUAGAAAGAAAUCUCCAACACACAGUCAUGAGGGAAGCCUACCAGAACCACAGACCCAAGGUCGUCAUCAUCGAUGAGAUAUCCAGCCUGGAGGAUGCCAAGACAUGCCUCACGAUGAGGCUACAUGGGAUCCAACUCAUUGCAGGUGUCCACGGUCAGACCAUUGCAGAUGUCCUUCUGAACCCUGCCCUUGCACCCAUCACAGGAGCAACCAUGGAGAGCAGCACUGUGGAUAACCCAGGAGGAAAGAAAGUGAGAUUGAGGACCGGUCCUGCUGUGUUCAAUGUUGUGGUCGAGAUGCUAGAGAAAGAGCGUUGGGUCAUCCACUGGGACUUUUCAUGGGCCAUUGAUGCACUCUUACCUGGUGGAAGCAGGACGUUGGAGGUGGAGGAAAGGAAAGUCGUCAAACUUGAAGGUGAUGCUGACUAUGGGCUGGUUGGCCAACAGGUCCUUGCAAUGCAGAUGCCUGCUAAUUAUAAGAUAUACUCAGGCUGAGGUCUUCAGGCGAUACAAAAUUAAAAGCAGCUGUGUUGUAUCAUAUCAUUCUGGAAGGUGAUACCCAGGGGAGCAUUUUAUGAAAGUUGUCAGACAUUUUAUGCAACAAGUCCUGUUUUAGCCGACAGUUAUUAUAGUAUCAGUGCUACUAUAAUAAUAAUAAUAAUAAUACUUCUCUUAUAUAGCGCAUAUAAACUGAAAGUUUCUCUACGCGCUUUACAAAUAAGCCAAUAAGGCAAGUUUUCAGAUCUGACAACGUCAGAUGAAAUGUUGAUGAAACACUCACCUGAAAUCGACCUCCUCUCUUAUUCCAAUCAAGGCGAGCAUUUGGUUCUUCUUUGAGAUUAGUAUUUAGUUCUCAUUACUCUAUGUAUCAGGGAUAUAACAUCAGUUGGGGAUGGUAGGAUCUUAAUUGAUGGUGGGGAGAUGGAAGGGGAAAUGUAUGCAACUAAUAUGGAAGGAAAUUAAAAUAAAGCAAAGCCCCCCCCAAAAAAAAAAAUGGUAUCCACAAUGAAAAAAUACGAAAGCCUUCUAUUCUUUUAACUUUUUUCUUUUCUAAGUUAGUCUUGGCUACAAAUAUUAAAUCUUCAAAAGAACGUUAAAUGGAAAAUUUUAACUGUCAUGAACUGUGAAUACAAAUGUUUUAUGUUGCUCAUUAUUCAUAAAAGAUAAUACUUUCAUGUCUUAAAGAAACUUUCUAUUCAGUGUGCUAAAAAGUGUUUUCUGAGGCAUUGUGACCUUUGAUAUUUUCAUUAUUUUAUUGUAUCAACAGUAUUGCCUUGUCAUGCGCUGUUAGCUACCCCAGCAGCGCAUCAAACUUUCAGUUGCUCUCGCCUGCCCCUGAGUGCUAGCUUCCAUCACACUGGUGCUCCCUAGAUAAGUAUUUGAGAGUAGGAGACUUCCAGGGAAAUCUAAGCUCAAGAAAUCAUUCUAAAUUCAAAGUUUAUAUAUAUCUGAUGACUGAUGACUAAAGAACAUAGAAAUAGGUUCAAACUUACUAUAGAUUCAAUGCAGACUCUAGAUGAAAAAAAACCUGAGAAUCUUUUUUUUUUGGUGCUGACUGAUACAGCCAGGUGGGCAUGCUAGGGAGCUCAGAUGAGGUGAAUACAAAGCAACUAGAAAAUCAGUUUACUACAAAAUGUGCUGGCCUAGCCUAGCCUGGCGUGUGUUAUAGUAUUGAAAUGUAUAGCAACAAGUGACCUGUACUUGAACAGACACAAGAAGUUGCUUUGAAAUUUCUGUGUCAAUUGCAGAUUUAUAUAGUUUUUUAAUCGUGCGUGUAACUUGGAGUGGUAGUUGCAACCUCUAAUGAUGAGUAUGAUAAACAAUUUCAGAUGUAAAUGAGUAUUGAAUAUAAGUAUUAUAAACAAUUUCAAAUGCAGGUGAGUACUGAGAAUAAGUAUUAUUAAACAAUUUCAAAUGUAAGCAAACAAUCAAUGUUGAUUUCAGGCAAUGAAACAUUCGCACUUAGGCAACACCAUUCUGGUUGUACAUGUAAUAAGCUUUUAUUUACAGUUUCACUUUUGAAAGAUAGCUGCAUUGAGAUGCCCUGGAAUUUAUUGUCUUGCCACAUUUACCAACAGUAAUUACUUGCUUGCUACUAUAAAUUGUGUCAUUUCUUUUAUUUUUGCUUUGAGUGUGCUUCCAAUGGUAAGUGGCAAUCAAAACAUUCUGAGGUUUAUAUUGUGAUAAUGGCUGUAAAAAGUAUUAGAAUUGAAUUGAACAAUUGAAUCAUUAUAAUGCAAUUUUCCUUGGCUUUGAUUAUUAGCAAAGGAAACAACAUUACAUUACCCUUUUAUUUGUGAAUAAGAUGUUAAUUAUUUCUAAUUGUAAAAAAUAUUGUUUUGUCUACUUUUCUGUGAAUAUAUAUAUAUAUAUAUAUACACAAUAUUUAAAGAUAUUCCUAUAAAAUAUGUAUAACAUACCGGCGAUCUACUUUAUGGUUUGAUUACAUGUAGAGCAUGUUGAAUAAGCCUCAUCAUUUUGUUAUUACCCUUUUCAUAACACUUGUCUUGUCCAUAGAAUUCUAUGACAAAUUUGUUCUGUUAUUAAAAUUGCUUGUAAUAGCUUGUAACUUCUGGCUUUCAGAGUACUCUCCCUCAACCUAUUUACCUGUCAAUACCGCCCCCUGUGUUACCUGUCUCUUAUUCCUUCUAAGUUUUCUAAAUUUCUUUCUCUUUCCUUUGUUAUCUUUGGUCAUGUUUUGAAGAUGUUAUGAUUGUUAUGUGUACAUGUAUAUUGAUUCGUUUGUCGUAUUUUAUCAUACGAUGUAAAUUCCUUCCAAUACAGCUGUGGACUGCCAUGUGGUUUCUAAUAAAUACCUAUUCAAAUUCAAACUUCCAUUGAUACCACAUUUCAUAAAAUAAACCGUCCGUAACUAUGGAAAGCCAGCAAAGUCAACAUAUGAAAUGUUUACUCCAAAGAUUUGUCUACAUAUGAAUGUUUAUCCAUAACUUCAUUGAUUACUUGACAAUUUGGUGUGUUCUCCUUUGUUUACAAAGGGCAUUUCGCAAAUUUCCUAUAGAAAAAAUUAUGACACUGGUGGAUUACCAUAGAGUUACGAUUGAUUGGAUCAAUCAUAACUCUUUGUAAGAUGGGGCCCAGGCAUCUUCCUUGGUGACUGGUAUUGAUGAAGGCAUUAUUUUCUUUGUCAUCUGUCCCAUUAUUGUUCAAGUGGUAACUAAAUAACUAUUUGAUGGAUCAACUUCAAACUUGGGUCAUAUAUGCAUGAUAUAUAGAAAUUAGUGAAGCUGAUCAGGGCUCCGUAACACAAAGGUUUGCGAUGGAUUGCAAAUA